Messenger RNA from Peromyscus californicus insignis, 2722 nucleotides. It is a transcript of the gene Gipc1, whose product is annotated as GIPC PDZ domain containing family member 1. The record is from RefSeq and is a predicted model, not a curated record. The coding region runs from base 996 to 2108 and encodes 370 amino acids. Lineage: Eukaryota; Metazoa; Chordata; Mammalia; Rodentia; Cricetidae. The transcript has 7 exons. Gene Ontology annotation, molecular function: protein binding.
CUAAGGCGCUCGCCCCCAAACCUGAAGAGCUGGCUUUGCCCUCCAGGACCCACACAGUGGAGGCAAAGAAGUGACUCAGGCAUGUUCUUGGGCUGACACACACACUGAGUGUGCAUCCAUACAAACAGUAAAUGUAAAUGACAUAGGUUAACAACAGGCAGCCCACUGAAAAGCCCAUCAGGAGCGUCACAAAUGUGUAAAAGGGGCUUGGCACCAUUGACUCGCCAAGUGCAAAAGCAGGCCUACAGCAAGAAGUCAGGUGAUGUCUCCCUGCCCAGCACUGCCCGGAACAGGUGAGGGCCAUGGGGUGGGGCUUGUGCUGUCCUGGGAGAUGGCCAGUCCUGCCUUCCUCCCUCAGCCACACAGGAUACUCACUCAUCAACAUGGCUUAUCUGUGGCUGCUCAGUGCCACCACUAGUGACACACAGAUCUCUCCCCUCAGCAGACAGUGGACAAAGAAAUAAGAUACCCAUCCCAGCUGAAGGAGGUAAGGAGGGUAUAGAGAGAGGAGCAGUGUGAAGGCCCUGCGGCAGCUCUGGCCUAACUGUGACCCUAUGGAGGAGGCCCCAGUGGCUGAUGGGAAGGAGCUAUAAAGUCGGGUGUGGGGCAAAAAAGUUAGGGGUGACGGUGGGAUUCCUGGGAGAGCAGAGCAGAGAAUGAAGUGACAUGAGGGUCAUUGUAGCUGCUGUCUUGACAGGAAACUGCAGGGUAAAGGGUGCCUGAAAAGCAGAGGCAGCUGUAGUGUAGGUGAGUGGGGUGGGAAUGGAGCAUGUGGGUCAGAAGAGGAGUGCACGGUGGGUUGAGCAGGAAACCCUCUCAGGAAGAUGUGGUCCAGCCAACUGAGAGUUGGCUCCUCAGGAGGGAGAAUCUGCAGAGCACGAGAAGUCCCUAGGGCAUGGGAAACUGAAGAAGAUGGUCAGGAGUUGAAGGCAAGCCUGUGCCACUUGGUGUGACCCUGCCUCAGGAUGAUGAGAUGAGCUGAGCCAGGUGUGCUGAUGUCCAGCCGCGUUUCCAGCACUCAGGAGGAUCCCAAGUCUAAGGAGGCCAGCCUGGGCUACAUGAUCCCCGGUGAGGUCUCCUGGCCGAGUCCCCACUUCCGGCUGCUCAUGCCACUGGGACUGGGGCGGCGGAAAAAGGCACCACCUCUGGUGGAAAAUGAAGAGGCGGAGCCAGGCCGGAGCGGACUGGGAGUGGGGGAACCCGGGCCCCUGGGUGGAAGUGGAGCAGGGGAAUCCCAGAUGGGCUUGCCCCCACCUCCUGCUGCCCUCCGCCCUCGCCUCGUAUUCCACACCCAGCUGGCCCACGGUAGCCCCACGGGCCGCAUCGAGGGCUUCACCAAUGUCAAGGAGCUGUAUGGCAAGAUCGCUGAGGCCUUCCGACUACCAGCUGCUGAGGUGAUGUUCUGCACCCUCAACACCCAUAAAGUGGAUAUGGACAAGCUCCUAGGGGGCCAGAUCGGACUGGAGGACUUCAUCUUUGCCCACGUCAAGGGGCAGCGCAAAGAGGUGGAAGUGUUCAAGUCUGAGGAGGCGCUGGGGCUCACCAUCACCGACAACGGGGCCGGUUAUGCCUUCAUUAAGCGCAUCAAGGAAGGCAGUGUGAUAGACCACAUCCAGCUCAUCAGCGUGGGUGACAUGAUUGAAGCCAUCAACGGGCAGAGCCUGCUGGGCUGUCGGCACUAUGAAGUUGCCAGGCUCCUCAAGGAACUGCCCCGAGGCCGCACCUUCACCCUCAAACUCACAGAGCCUCGGAAAGCCUUUGAUAUGAUCAGCCAGCGUUCAGCGGGUGGCCACCCUGGCUCGGGCCCACAACUGGGCACUGGCCGAGGGACCCUCAGGCUGCGAUCCCGGGGCCCUGCCACAGUGGAGGAUCUGCCAUCGGCCUUUGAGGAAAAGGCCAUUGAGAAAGUGGAUGACUUGCUAGAGAGCUACAUGGGGAUCAGAGACACAGAACUUGCUGCCACCAUGGUGGAGCUGGGAAAAGACAAAAGGAACCCAGAUGAACUGGCAGAGGCGCUGGAUGAACGGCUCGGUGACUUUGCAUUCCCAGACGAAUUCGUCUUUGAUGUCUGGGGAGCCAUCGGGGAUGCCAAGGUUGGCCGCUACUAAGACUGGAAAUGACCUGGACCUUGAGAUAACAUGGGCGUGGCCUGGCUGGGGCCUCCAGAACGGGUGCCACAGCCACAACCUGAGCAUCCAGCUUAGGCACAUAACGCAGCAACCUGGGGAUGGCACGGGGUAGAAGUGACCGGUAGCCCUGGCCCCACUCUAUCACCACGGUGCCCAGCCUGGUUAGGGUCCCCGGCCAACCCCUGCCGGGUUCCCCACCUACCUCAAUAGAGUAAGCGCAUGGGGAGGGACCAGCACUGGGCAGCCACCUCUGUCCCCAACACUUUCCACCGUCAGCCGGCAAACUGCCCCUCUGUCUCCCUGGACCUCAGCUCUGUUUGGGGUCAUGACCUCCCUACUUUACUUUUUUGCUUUGUUUUUUCAAGACAAAAUCUCACUACGUAGCCCUGGCUGUCCUGGAACUCACUAUGUAGAUCAGGCUAGCCUCCAACUCACAGAGAUCUAUCUGCCUGCUUCUACAUUGCCGUGCUGGGAUUAAAGGUGUGCACUACCACGCCUAACUCUCCCCACUUUCUUGACACCAGAAAUGCAGAAAGGGGGCACAGCCACCCAGUAAAGGCAAUAAAGCCGUUCCCUUGGCAUCUCCCACCUGA